Candoia aspera is the source of this 3178-nucleotide messenger RNA. It is a transcript of the gene PLOD1, whose product is annotated as procollagen-lysine,2-oxoglutarate 5-dioxygenase 1. Gene Ontology annotation, biological process: peptidyl-lysine hydroxylation. Bases 181 to 2364 code for a protein of 727 amino acids. The transcript is spliced from 19 exons. Lineage: Eukaryota; Metazoa; Chordata; Lepidosauria; Squamata; Candoiidae. Gene Ontology annotation, molecular function: L-ascorbic acid binding; procollagen-lysine 5-dioxygenase activity; iron ion binding. Gene Ontology annotation, cellular component: endoplasmic reticulum. The record is from RefSeq and is a predicted model, not a curated record.
GGGGCCCAGAUGGGCCGGACUGAAGAGAGGAGGAGCCCCCCAUUCGGGGGGCGUGUUUAUUGCGUGGCACCUCAGCCCCCGGAUGGCGAGGAGGGGCUUGCUUCCCAAGCUUGGUCUGCAGCCGAGGCCCCCAACAGCUGGCGUGACAAAGCAGGAUCCCCUCGUUGAGGUCUCCCCACCAUGUCCCCUCCGUCUCUGCUCCUGCUUCUGCUUUUCCUAACGCCCCAGGAGGGUGGGAGCGAUACAGCGCAGGACGAUAAUUUAUUGGUCCUUACCGUGGCUGCGAAGGAGACCGAAGGCUUCAGGCGUUUCCAAAGAUCAGCCCAAGUUUUCAACUAUAACCUGAAGGUUCUGGGAUUAGGUGAAGAAUGGAACGGCGGAGAUGACAAGAGAGCAGGCGGUGGACAGAAGAUCCGUCUCUUGAAAUUGGCUUUGGAAGGAUAUGCAGACAAGGAAGGCUUGGUGAUCCUUUUCACAGAGAGCUACAGCGCCAUAUUUGCUUCAGGGCCGAGAGAAGUCCUGAAGAAAUUCAGGCAGGCCGAGUCAAAAGUUGUCUUUUCAUCAGAGACGCUCAUCUACCCGGACCGAAGAUUGGAAGCCAAGUACCCGCUGGUCCAGGAAGGGAACAGAUUUCUGGGAUCUGGAGGAUUCAUAGGUUAUGCUCCAUAUCUCAGCAAGCUUGUGGCACAUUGGCAAGGCCUCGACAGCGACAGCGACCAGCUGUUUUAUACCAAAGUGUUUCUGGACCCUGAGAAGCGGGAGACCUUCAAUAUAACUUUGGAUCACAGGUGCCGGAUCUUCCAAAAUCUUAACGGCGCUCUAGAUGAAGUGGCUCUGAAAUUUGAAAAUGGGCGGGUGCGACUGCGGAAUCUGGCCUUUGAUACCCUCCCGGUUGUGAUCCACGGCAACGAGGCCACCAAGCUGCAGCUGAAUUAUCUGGGGAACUACAUACCUCGGACCUGGACCUUUGAGACAGGCUGCACCAUUUGCGACGAAGGCCUGAAAAGUCUCACUGGCUUGAAAGAAGACUCGCUUCCCCUGACUGUGAUCGGCGUCUUUAUUGAACAACCCACGCCCUUCCUUGACCACUUCUUCCAAAGGCUGCAGCUUCUCCGCUAUCCGAAAAAGAAAAUCCACCUGUUCAUCCACAAUCGUGAGAAGCAUCACCUCUCCCAGGUCGGCCCCUUUGUGGACAAGCACGGCCCAGAAUACCACUCCCUCAAAGUGAUCGGGCCGGAGGAUCGCCUCGAGAGUGCCGACGCUCGCAACCUGAGCGUGAAUCUGUGUAGGCAGAACCCUGCCUGUGAAUAUUACUUCAGUCUAGACGCCGAAGUGGUGCUCAAGAAUCCGGACACCUUGCGGAUCCUGAUGGAGCAGAAUAAGUUUGUGAUUGCCCCUCUCGUGAGCCGCCCUGGGAAACUGUGGUCGAAUUUCUGGGGGGCCCUGAGUGCUGAUGGUUAUUAUGCCCGCUCAGAGGAUUAUGUGGAUAUUGUCCAGAGGCGGAGGAUUGGCCUUUGGAAUGUCCCAUACAUUUCCAGCGUCUACAUGAUCAAGGGCAGCGUCCUGCGGUCGCAACUCGCUCACCUCGACCUUUUCCACAGCGGGAAACUGGACGCAGACAUGGCUCUGUGCCAUAACAUCCGCCAACAGGGGGUGUUCAUGUUUCUGACAAACCAGCAGCAGUAUGGGCACAUCCUGUCCCUGGAGAAUUAUCAGACAAGCCACCUGCACAGUGAUCUCUGGCAAAUCUUCAGCAACCCGGAGGAUUGGAAGGAGAAAUACAUUCACCCAAACUACACGGCCGCCUUAAAAGGCAAAUUGGUAGAAACGCCCUGCCCAGAUGUUUACUGGUUCCCCAUAUUUACCGACACGGCUUGUGACGAGAUGGUGGAAGAGAUGGAGCAUUUUGGCCAGUGGUCCAAGGGAGGCAACACGGACCACAGGAUCCUGGGUGGCUACGAGAACGUCCCGACGAUUGAUAUCCACAUGAACCAGAUCAACUUCGAGCGCGAGUGGUACAAAUUUCUCCUGGAUUACAUUGCGCCCAUCACAGAGAAGCUCUACCCCGGCUACUACACGCAGGCCCAGUUUGAGCUAGCCUUCGUCGUCCGGUACAAACCAGACGAGCAGCCUUCCCUGAUGCCGCAUCACGAUGCCUCCACAUUCACUAUCAACAUUGCCUUGAAUCGCGUCGGGAUAGAUUAUGAAGGCGGGGGCUGCCGCUUCCUCCGUUACAACUGCUCCAUCCAAGCCCCCCGGAAGGGGUGGACCCUCCUGCACCCAGGCCGCCUGACGCACUACCACGAGGGCCUCCCCACCACCAAAGGGACUCGCUACAUUGCCGUGUCCUUCCUCGACCCAUAGAACUGCCUGUCCCACAGCCAGGGAGAAGAACUUGGGGGGAAAUCUUUCCGCCAGGCCAUUUGCCCCCUUGGCAGACUGCUCCGCCCAGGGCAGGAGUGCUGGACUUCUGGGACAGAUAAUUUGAUUGGAUGCCAAUUGGUUGCAAGAGACGUUGCCUAGAUUGAAUACUAUCCCUUGAGGGCUCUGCCUCCGCUGGAUUCUCUCCGCCCCCACCCCAGCAACGGCCCAGCCGGUUAGAGCAGCCUGGCCCACUGCUUGCCGCCCGGUGAGGGUGCCCACCUUGCCCCUUGUCUUGUGGGAAGACUUCCUCAGCUUCUGCACUCGUCCUUCCAACAGAGACGCCCAAGGUGCUUCGGAGUCCAAGCGACACGUUGGAACAUUUCUUGUUCUUUGCUGAUGGGGUGAAGCCUCUUAAAACGAUCGCUUUUUUGGACGGCACGCAGAGUUGGUUGCCACAAAAGGUUUUGGAAACAGGAUCCCUCGUAAGAAUGACAAGGACAAUUCAUCACAUCCCAUUUUUCCCCCCUGGCUUUACAUUUCUCUUUUUCUGGAAACUGGGCAAGAGGAGAAAAGUGUGGCAAACACAUUAGAAAUUCAUCAGGAAUGCAAAACAUGCCUUGAAUGCCUUGCUUUGGUAUCCUAUCCAAAGUGUCUUGGAUCCCGAUGCCAGAUCAGAGAGCUUUCUGCGUGUGUAUUUAUUUAAAAGUCAGCCCCUUCGUUCAAUCACCCACUUUUUCUGCCCAAGUUGUACAGAUUUUGCUAGGAGAUUUUUACGCUAAAAUUUGACAUUAAAAAGACUUUAUUUUAAAAAGCC